Messenger RNA from Aphanomyces invadans, 1167 nucleotides. RefSeq names its product TKL protein kinase. Gene Ontology annotation, molecular function: protein kinase activity; ATP binding. Lineage: Eukaryota; Oomycota; Saprolegniomycetes; Saprolegniales; Verrucalvaceae. Bases 1 to 1167 code for a protein of 388 amino acids. Gene Ontology annotation, biological process: protein phosphorylation. The record is from RefSeq and is a predicted model, not a curated record. The transcript is spliced from 2 exons.
AUGGAUCAUGGACAACAGCACGUCCACGCGCCCAACUCGACCCUGAGUCCCAACAACACGGCCGACGACUCGACGCGUGACGACGGCACGCAGAGCUACACGGGGUACGGCUACUACAACACCAAGAUCACGACGAGCGGAGCCGACUGCGCCACCACAAACGGCGUCAUCCAAGAGCUGUGGCCGGACAAGUCGAUGCGCAACUACAAGUAUGCGUCCGAAGUGUUUAAAGUGUGCGUCGUCCAGGUUGGCGUGAUUGUCGGCGUCGUGGUGGUCUUGGGCGUUGGGGUGUUUUGCUUUGUCAAGCGGCGCAAACCCCAGCCGGAAUCCACGAACGGAUACCCCGAGCGGUCGAGCCGCGGCGGCCGCAAGUCGGGAGGCGGCGCUGCCAACCAGGAUCACUACCACCAAUUUGACGGUGGCGACAAUGGUUCCAACAACCGGCGGUCCGUCACUCAAAACGGAACAACGCACAACAACUCGGGCAACCGGUUCUCCAACUCGGGAGGCCAGUCGAUGCCGUCCUUGACGUCGACGGAUGAGAGCAACAUCAACUUGGCGCCGCUCGCGCUCGUCCGCAUCGAGGCAAGGGAUGUCUUGCUCCAACAAAACCUCGGAUCGGGUGCGUUUGCAGAGGUGUGGCGCGGCUCUUUUCUCGGGGAUGAUGUCGCGGUCAAGAUGCUGCAUCCAAGCUGCGUCAAAGUCACCCAGAUUCAAUCCUUUGUGAGUAAAAUCCAGCUCAUUAACUCGUUCGACUCGCCGUACAUCGUAAAGCUUGUUGGCGCGUGCUGGACGCGGCCGUCGGAUUUGCAAUGUGUCAUGGAGCUCAUGGACGGCGGCGACUUGAAGGAAUACCUGCACACGCACUCGCCGGCGCAAUUUGCUUGGAUCGACAAGUACAGACACAUUUACCAGAUCGUCGAGGGCCUCGUCUACUUGCAUUCGCUCAACAUUAUCCACCUCGACGUCAAGUCGAACAACGUGCUGUUGGAUUCGACCAAGGGCAUCAAACUGACCGACUUUGGCGUGAGCAAAGAGGACAUUCAAGCCACGAUGACGAUGGGCGUCGGCACGUUUCGAUGGAUGGCUCCAACGCAUGUCGGCGUUUUACUCGGGGACUCGUGUCUUGAGUCCACGCGCAUCCAUUCGCAACGUAGAGGGGCGUGA